Acyrthosiphon pisum (pea aphid) is the source of this 2748-nucleotide messenger RNA. RefSeq names its product proton-coupled folate transporter. The record is from RefSeq and is a predicted model, not a curated record. Bases 453 to 1937 code for a protein of 494 amino acids. The transcript is spliced from 7 exons. Gene Ontology annotation, cellular component: membrane. Gene Ontology annotation, biological process: transmembrane transport. Lineage: Eukaryota; Metazoa; Arthropoda; Insecta; Hemiptera; Aphididae. Gene Ontology annotation, molecular function: transmembrane transporter activity.
UAGUAUGCGACCCGACCACCGUCGAUCUGCUGGCGUGCGAUCGCUGCGACGUCGAUCCUUGCGAGCUCGUCUGCUCGUUCCGUCCACACAUAUACAUCAUCCGCGAUCGUCUGCGCGCGCGUGUUUUUGCGGGAGUUUAUGUUUGCGUGCGUGCGAUCGCGAUCAUGUCAUCCGAGCGACUUUAUUGUUUUGUAUCCACAUCGUAGUUCGAUCCAGUAGAUUUCGGUUACCAGCUGUCGGUUAAAAGACAUUAAUAAGUAAUACCAGAAACCAAGUAUAAUAUUUACACAUCGAUAUCGGUAAUAGAUCAUUGUCUUAUAACUGUCGUCCCCGGUUAACCGAAUCCUACCUUUGCUGUUGCCGCCGGACUAUUAUAGUGGACUUCACACACCAACACAAUAUAACGCUUCGUAAAUCACUAAGCUAGUAUCGUCGUCGUCAUCGGCGUAAUCAUGACAAUAUACGUGCCGAAACUCAAAUCGUUCAAAACGCUGCGUUGCGCAGUGACGGUGGAGCCCAUGCUGUUCUUGUACUUCGUGGCCAACGUACUGUCAAACAACGUGGGAACAAACAUGCUGUUACAUAAAGGGUGCAACCCGAACGCGACCAUGGCACCGGACCUGUACGUGUCGCCGGACUGUCUUCUGGAGAACGGCGCGCAGCACGGCGUCUCGUCCAUCAACGUGUGGAAACACAUGAUUCAAGAACUGCUGUCGCUGGUGUUCAUCAUGUUCGCGGGCCCGUGGAGCGACCGGCACGGCCGCCGUCGCCGGCCGCUGAUGUUCGUGCCGGUGAUCGGACAGAUGACCUGCGACGCGUUCAACCUACUGUCCGCCGUGUUCUGGAACCAGCUGUCGCCCACCGUCACCGGUAUCACGCAGUCGCUCAUCCUGUCCGUCACCGGGUCGCAGCACUGCUUCUUUAUCGGCAUGUUCGCGUACCUGGCUGACAUCACCGACACGUCCAACCGGACCAUGCGCAUCGGGUUCGCGUCGGCCGUCCUGCCGCUGGCCGCCACCUUGGGCGCGCUGUCCGGUGGUUACCUGAACGUCAAACUCGGGUUCGCCACCGUGUUUGCCUUGAACGUGGGCCUAAACGCGAUCGCCCUGUGCUUGGGCCUGCUGUUCAUUUACGACACAUCCGAACCGUACAAGGUGACUGGUUCGCUGUACAGGAACACGUUCGACCCAAAUAUCGUCGUCCAGAGCUGCAAGACCGUAUUCGUCAAGCGUGACAACCACAAGCGCUUUAUACUCUUGCUUAUGAUCGUCGCCUCGCCGUUGACCGGUGCUCCUUUUGUGGGUGAAAUAGGUCUAAUGUACUUGUAUUUGAGAAAGCAGUUUGGCUUCAAAGAAAUUAAUUUUAGUUUAUUCAGUGCGUACACAAUGGGAAUUAUGCUAUUUGGAUCAUUAUUUUCUCUUGGAAUUUUGAGUCGAUACCUUAAAAUGAACGAUGCAAUGAUCGGCCUGAUUGCUACUUUCUUCGAUAUUGCAACUGCUGUCGGAUUUCUAUUAGUUACUAAACUGCAAUAUUUAUUAUUUGUACCUCCAUUAGAACUGUUUCGUGGUGCGGCAUUAGCUCUCUGUGGUGCCAUAGCUUCGAAAUGCGUGGAAUCUCAUGAACUAGGAUCUAUGAAUGCCGUGAGAAUGGCCAUGGACAAUUUAUCAAAAAGUGCAAUCUUACCAUUGUAUAAUGUAGUGUACAACAGAACGCUGGAGUCUAUGCCUAGUGCCUUUUUCAUCAUCAGCAUAUGUUUAACCGUUCCGUUAAUCGGAUGUUUUGCCAUUACUUAUUACUUGACCCGAAAUCAAGUGUCACCGGUUAAACCAAUCCAGAAAAAUAAUUUGGAAGAUACAUCAAAUGAUCUCAACGCUAAUACUACUACUAAUACCAAUGAGAUGAAAUCCGACAAUGUUGAAGGACUUGUACAUAUGUAAAUCAUUUAUUUCAUGUAUAUGAGUAUUGAGACGUACCUACAUAAUAUAACAAAAAAAACAUCCCAAGUUGUUUAACCACACAUGGUAAAAAAUUUGUAACAAGCAUACAUUUCUUAAGUAUUUGCAUUGUAUUAAAAAAAUAAUAUCAAAUGUGAAUAUAACAUUGAACAGACAUUAUACUAAUAAUUUUGUCCAAUGAUGUUUGAACUAUUUUUAAUGAACUAUAUUUACUACACUUAUACUAUUAAAAUUGUAUUUAUUUUUUGUACUUGUAUAGCUGCAGGCAUACUUACUUAUAUAUAUGUGUAAAUUAUUACCUACUAUCUUAUUGUUGUUCGUUUUAUUUUCUGUUGAGUUUUUACAUUUUAAUCCAAUCUCAAAAUGUGUUUUUUUUAUUACCUAAGUAAUAAUAUGUAUAAUUUUAUAUUUAUAUUGAUAAGAUAUUUAUUUAUAAGUUAUUUGAUUAAUUAUUAUACAGAACCGUCAGUACCAUAUAAAUACCUAGUAAUUAGUAUGUACAUUUUUAAUAAUAUUACCGUGUAACUCUGUAAUGUGUUGGUCAAUAAAUUGACACUUAAAAUUUUGUGGUUAAAAAAACUUCAAAAAACUAUAAUAAUUAGUCUUGUAAAAUGUUACUGGCUUAUGAUAAAAAGUAUUUAUUGAACAUUUCAUUUUUAAAAUGUAGAUACAAUUUUUUUGGUUCAAUUUUAUUUAGGAAUAGGUAAUGAUGAUUGAUGAUGUUACAUUAUUACGGGAAUUAUUAGGAAUUUAAAUUUUAAAUUAAAAAAAAAGCUGUAUGAUUAUCAUUGAA